Messenger RNA from Drosophila busckii, 1205 nucleotides. Its product is annotated as homeobox protein Hox-B7. The coding region runs from base 66 to 1142 and encodes 358 amino acids. Gene Ontology annotation, cellular component: nucleus. The transcript has 2 exons. NCBI's taxonomy places the organism in Eukaryota, Metazoa, Arthropoda, Insecta, Diptera, Drosophilidae. Gene Ontology annotation, biological process: regulation of transcription by RNA polymerase II. Gene Ontology annotation, molecular function: DNA-binding transcription factor activity, RNA polymerase II-specific; RNA polymerase II cis-regulatory region sequence-specific DNA binding. The record is from RefSeq and is a predicted model, not a curated record.
CAGACCACGAUCGUGUUAGCUGCGCUCAAAACCCACAGAACUCACUUACGAAUUUCUCAAGCAAUAUGUCGCGCUCUUUUCUUAUGGAUUCGCUGCUCAGCGAUACGAGGGAUAAGGAAUCACUGGCCUCACCUACGGCCAAGGCAACAGCCGCCGCUGUAGCUGCUACGGCCAUGUUGCCCGGCCUGCCCAUGCUGCCCUAUCCCGCCAGCUAUGUUGGCAGCUAUCUCUUCUCGCUGGGCAUACAGCAGCAGCAACAAGCUGCGGCUGCCACUGCCGCCGCUGCAGCCGUGUUGCAACAACAACAGCCACACAGCUCGCUCUAUCAUCCGUACGCGCAGUUCUUCAGCAAUAGCAACAAACGCAAAUCUGGCGGCGGCGGCGGCGGCUUUAUCAACUACGAGGACUGCUAUCCAUCGCCACCGCUCUCGGCCAAUGCCAUUGCCAGCAGCAGCACCAGCACACAGCUGCCACAGCCGCAAAUGUCCGGCAGCACGGCCUUUGCUCUGAAUGCCUACUGCACUUCACCCUCAGCCUCCUCCAGUGCAUCGCUGGACUUUGAGCCGCACGCCAAGCGCAGCAAGCACGAAUCCUCCUGCUCACCCACCAGCUCACCUCUCAAGGCGCAGUCAAUGGCCACCUGCAGUAGCCAGCUGGACAUAACGCCGCUGAUCAGCGACUAUGCCGACUCCAGCAAACGCAUACGCACCGCCUUCACCAGCACGCAGCUGCUCGAGCUGGAGCGCGAGUUUGCCCACAAUGCUUAUUUGUCGCGUCUGCGGCGCAUUGAGAUCGCCAAUCGGCUGCGCUUGUCGGAGAAGCAGGUGAAGAUCUGGUUCCAGAACCGACGUGUCAAGCAGAAGAAGGGCGACUCUGAAAGUCCCACCUUCAAUCUGUCCAACAACUCCAACAACAGUCCGCAGAGCUCGCCGCUGGCGCCCAAGGUGGCCGCCAAUCGACUGGGUCUCAAGCUCGGCAGCAGCGAGCUGCAGGCCUUGGUGGCCAAGCGCAAGUGGACGCUGGACGCGGAGGGCAACUACAACUAUGCGGAGCUGCACAUCAGGCAGCGCGAGCGAGUGCCCGCCAACGAUAUUGCGGGCAAUACUCUAACCUAUGCCCAAGAGCUGGAGAAAAUUGUUUGAAAUAAAGCGUUGACGUUAAGCCAAUUUAGCGCAAAAUUAUGCACAGCACUGCAAUUGAAUAUA